AUGAACCUGGAUGAAAUGGACCAUGAAGCGUUGUCUACGCCACAAAAAAGCCCAUCUCUUCUCUCAAGAAAGAAGCUCUCGUUUGAGUUGCAUGAUGUAUUUUCUGCUAUUGAUAAGAAUGAUGUUGACAAAAUUAUGGCGAUCCGUGACGCACGCUUUGAAUUGUUGCUCGGUUCGAAAGCCGAUGAGCCAGGAACACGCGCUUGCACACCGCUUGAGUAUGCGAUAGGCCUUGGUCCAAAGCAUGAACGCAUAUGCUUGUUUAUAGUGGGUGCAUUGUCCCGCUAUGUUAACCAUCUCCCUGAAGACAAGCCGUUGGAUUUAACACAGAAAGACAUGCUCCGUAAAGUGCGUUCAAACCUCAAAUUGGCCAUGGACCAAAGUCUCUUUAAAGAUGACACUUCGCUAGUUGCAAGCUAUUUACAAGUGCUUGUUAUGUCCGAGGGAAAUGCAUGGCUCGAACACGCCAUCAAGACAGUCAGGUACGAGCUGAAAACAUGGUUAAGUGGACCUCAACGACAUGGCGGCAUUGAGGCCCAGCCGCUCUCAGUCGCCCACGAGUCUAUCGAAAAUUUUCUUACGACGCAUAUGCGUAUACGUCGCAAGAAAGAACAUGUGGUGGUUGCUGCUGUCGAUGACUAUGUCGCGAAUGCGUCAAGUGACUUGCUUCUCUUGGCGCUUUGGUCUCUCCUCCCGGAGCAUGACGAAUUACCGCUUUAUGCCUUCGCACGCGAUGAUCGUUGCACCGCACUGUUCUGCGACGAAGUUUCACGAAAAGCGCCGUCAUCUUCUCUCAGGGUGGCGCGUGUAGCGAUGAGCAUUGUAGAGGCGCUUCACGACGGUCUGCAUUCACAUACAUCGAGAGAAAGAUGGAGUAUAUUGCAACGUAUCAUCAAGUAA
Messenger RNA from Malassezia restricta, 900 nucleotides. RefSeq lists its product as uncharacterized. Lineage: Eukaryota; Fungi; Basidiomycota; Malasseziomycetes; Malasseziales; Malasseziaceae. The transcript has a single exon. The coding region runs from base 1 to 900 and encodes 299 amino acids. The record is from RefSeq and is a predicted model, not a curated record.